Columba livia (rock pigeon) is the source of this 1239-nucleotide messenger RNA. RefSeq names its product Sin3A associated protein 30 (gene SAP30). NCBI's taxonomy places the organism in Eukaryota, Metazoa, Chordata, Aves, Columbiformes, Columbidae. The transcript has 4 exons. Gene Ontology annotation, cellular component: histone deacetylase complex. The record is from RefSeq and is a predicted model, not a curated record. Gene Ontology annotation, biological process: regulation of DNA-templated transcription. Bases 374 to 1027 code for a protein of 217 amino acids. Gene Ontology annotation, molecular function: transcription coregulator activity; protein binding.
AGCUGGCAUGCGCGGCCGGGCGGGGCGGGGCGGCGGGCAGGUUGGUUGCUGUUGUUACAUAGGAAACAGCUGAAGAGUCUCCACAUGACAGGGGGGGAAGGAGGAAGUGGGGCGAUCCGCGGGGCGCUGCUGCUGCUCCGGUAGCCGCGGGGUUCGGGCAGCCGCAGCCGGCGGGGACAGUCCUUCCCGCAGCGGGCGGGCUGGCCGCCCUUGAGCGCGGGCUUGCGUCCCGGUGCCGCCGCGGCGAGGAGGCGGGCAGGGAGCAGGGGAGCGCCCCGCCGGGCCGCGGCGUCUCGCUGGGGAAGUUUGGUGCGUGGCGGGAUCCCGCCGCCCUCCCCCGGGCUCCCCGCCACCCGCGGAGGUGGUGCCGGGCAUGAACGGCUUCGCCCCCGAGGAGGUGACCCAGCGCGGGGCGGACCCGGCCGCCGCCACCGCCGCGGUGGUGAGCAAUGCGGGCUCCGCCGUGGAGGUGCCGCCGCCGCCAGCGCCGCCAGGGCUGGCUCUGGCCUCCGCCGCUGGCUCGGUGGCUGCCGGGGGUGCGGGCGGCCCCGGGGCUGGGCAGCUGUGCUGCCUGCGGGAGGAGGGGGAGCGGUGCGGCCGCGCCGCCGGCAACGCCAGCUUCAGCAAGCGCAUCCAGAAGAGCAUCUCGCAGAAGAAGGUGAAGAUCGAGCUGGACAAGAGCGCAAGACAUCUAUAUAUUUGUGACUUCCACAAAAACCUAAUUCAGAGUGUGAGAAAUAGAAGAAAGAGGAAAGGCAGCGAUGAUGAUGGUGACUCACCAGUGCAAGACAUCGACACUCCAGAGGUUGAUUUGUAUCAGUUACAAGUAAACACACUUCGAAGGUACAAAAGACACUUCAAGCUACAAACCAGACCAGGACUUAACAAAGCACAACUUGUUGAAAUAAUUGGCUGCCAUUUUAGGACAAUUCCAGUGAAUGAGAAGGACACCUUAACAUAUUUCAUCUACUCGGUGAAGAACGACAAGAACAAACCAGACCUAAAGAUGGAUAGUGGGGUUCAUUAGACUGAAAAGUUUGGGACUGAGGCUCAGGCUGCAAAUCAAAAGACUGAGGGUUUUUGUUGAUAUGCAAAAGCUUUCUUUGUAAUUUUUUUCCCCAGAGAGUUUGUCUCUUUUAUUUUUCAUAAUCUUGCUGAUUUGUUUGAAAACCAUCUCUUACAAAACAAAUUUCCUCAGCAAAAUUAUUUUAAAUAAAUAUCACUAAUAUUGUUGCUUAA